Messenger RNA from Candidula unifasciata, 849 nucleotides. NCBI's taxonomy places the organism in Eukaryota, Metazoa, Mollusca, Gastropoda, Stylommatophora, Geomitridae. The record is from the annotation of a GenBank genome assembly.
AUGGCUCCACCAUCAUUUUCUGAUUUGGGAGAAGCUGCAAGAGAUGUUUUUGAAAAGGGUUAUAAUAUUGGUUUCUUCAAGAUUGAUGGCAAAACCAAAACAGAAAACAAUGUGGAGUUUAAAACAUCCCUAAGCUCAGACAGAGAAACAGGCAAAGUGUUUGGAGAACUGAGCAGUGAAUAUAAAUGGGCAGAACAUGGGUUAACAUUUACUGAAAAGUGGAAUACAGACAAUGUACUGAAUGCAGGCAUCAAAGUUGAGGACCAGCUUGCUACAGGGCUGGAAUUAGCCCUUGAUGUCACACUGUCACCACAGUCGGGGGAGAAGAGCUCCAGUUUCAAGAGUGACUACAAGACUGAUUUUAUUCAUUUGAAUGGUGAUGUUGACUUUGAAAGUUCUGGAACAACUGUCGGUGGAUCGGCUGUGCUAGGUUACGAAGGGUGGCUGGCUGGCUAUCAGUUAGCAUUUGAUAUGCAGGAAUCAAAAUUGACAGCCAGCAACUUUGGCUUUGGAUAUGCUAACCAAGACUUUUCAUUCACUACACUUGUUGAAGAUGGUGAAGAGUUCACAGGCUCUCUACACCACCAAGUCAAUGAGAAGUUUGAAGCAGCGGUUAACCUCUCCUGGGCUGCUCGUACUGGAAGAACCACAUUUGCAAUUGGAGGAAGGUACAAACUGGAUGACACUGCAUCAUUUAGUCUCAAGAUGAACAGUCAGAGUCAUAUAGCCAUGUGUUACAACCAGCAGUUGAGAAAUGGAGUGAAUCUGAUAGUCUCAUCGUUGAUAGAUGGCAUGAAUAUCCACCAGGGAGGUCAUAAGAUUGGACUCGGACUUGAAUUUGAGGCUUAA